This is a messenger RNA of Quercus lobata, 876 nucleotides long. Its product is annotated as 7-deoxyloganetic acid glucosyltransferase-like. The record is from RefSeq and is a predicted model, not a curated record. The coding region runs from base 1 to 876 and encodes 291 amino acids. Lineage: Eukaryota; Viridiplantae; Streptophyta; Magnoliopsida; Fagales; Fagaceae. Gene Ontology annotation, molecular function: quercetin 7-O-glucosyltransferase activity; quercetin 3-O-glucosyltransferase activity. The transcript has 2 exons.
AUGGUCAUCUCGUUCAAGUCUGUCACGAAGCCACUUUUCCGCGAGACGCUGGCAGAGUAUAGCAGAAACUCUGAUCUGGGUCCGGUCACUUGUGUAAUAGUGGAUGGAAUUAUGUACUCUUUUGCAAAUGAUGUCGCCGAGGAGUUGGGGAUUCGCGUAAUUACCACACGACCAUAUGGUGCUUGCUGCUUGUGGAGCUUUUGCUGUAUUUCGAAGCUAAUUGAGGAAGGCCACAUUCCAGUUGGAGCAAAAGAAGAUUUGGAUCAAGAGAUUAAGACUGUGCCAGGUAUGGAGGGUCUUUUACGACGUCGAGAUCUACCAUCAGUUUGUAGACAACCAACAACGGAUCCUCUCCUACAACUCUUCAUUGAGGAGAGCAAGACCAUGACUCGAGCUUCAGGGAUCAUACUCAACACCUUUUAUGACCUCGAGGGUCCGAUUCUCUGUCACAUUGCCCCUCUCUUUCCAAAUGUUUACACAAUUGGUCCACUCAAUGCUCUUGUCAAAACCAAAAUUGGGGAUGAUAUCAUCUCGCAAUGUUUAUCCUCCUCUAGUAACUUAUUGGAACCGAACAAUAAUUGCCUGACGUGGUUAGAUUCCAAGCCAUUAAGAUCAGUUGUUUAUGUUAGUUUCGGAAGCAUAGCAAGGGUGACACAUGGUCAAUUGUUGGAGUUUUGGUAUGGUCUAGUCAACAGUGGCGCGUCAUUUUUAUGGGUGAUACGGCAUGAUAUGAUUGAAGGUGUGACAGGGGAUGAUAUGAUCCCGAUGGAGCUUGAGGAGGCCACAAAAGAAAGGGGAUUUGUUGUGGAUUGGGCUCCACAAGAAGAUGUUCUAGCCCACUCAGCAGUGGGUGGGUUUUUCACCCACAGUGGUUAA